This is a messenger RNA of Cyprinodon variegatus (sheepshead minnow), 1527 nucleotides long. It is a transcript of the gene comtb, whose product is annotated as catechol-O-methyltransferase. Lineage: Eukaryota; Metazoa; Chordata; Actinopteri; Cyprinodontiformes; Cyprinodontidae. Gene Ontology annotation, biological process: catecholamine catabolic process; dopamine metabolic process; developmental process. Gene Ontology annotation, molecular function: catechol O-methyltransferase activity. The record is from RefSeq and is a predicted model, not a curated record. The transcript is spliced from 6 exons. Bases 140 to 934 code for a protein of 264 amino acids.
UGUAGGGGGAUGGAAGGAAAAAGAGGGAGGAGUUAGUUUCAUGUGCAGGCAUAUGUCCGGCGUCUGAAAAAACUCACAUUUUCCUCAAGCAGCAACGAGAGGUGAGAAGCGGACGGGGAAUACAACCUGCAUCCACGUGAUGUUGCUCACUCUCCUUUACAGUUGCACCGGUGGGGCUGCCCUGCUCUAUGCACUGUACAGAUGGGUGAUCCCUACUGUUGUGCAGUAUCAUGCAGGACUGGCGCUUAUUUGGCAUGAUGGGAUUGUGGAGGGACUGCUGAAUACACUGACCCAGACUACGCGUCCUCAGCGGAUGUUGGCUGCAGUACAGAAGAAUGCCACAAGAGGAGACCCUCGCAGCGUGGUUAAAGCCAUUGAUCAGUUCUGCAGGCAGAAGGAGUGGGCCAUGAAUGUGGGGGAUGAGAAAGGUUGCAUUCUGGACUCUGUGGUGACUGAAGUAAACCCAGAGACGGUGCUUGAGCUGGGAACCUACUGUGGCUACUCGACUGUGCGCAUCGCCAGCCUGCUUCCUCCUCAGGCUAAGCUCAUCACCCUUGAAUUUAAUCCAGGCAAUGCUGCAAUAGCUCGCCAAGUGAUUGCCUGGGCAGGACUGGAAGAUAAGGUUGAACUAGUUGAAGGAGCAUCUGGUGACUUUAUCCCCAAAAUGAAGGAGAUGUUUGGCAUAAAAACAUUUGAUUUGGUUUUCUUGGACCACUGGAAGGAUCGCUACCUUCCUGACACAAAACUGAUGGAGGAGUGUGGUCUCCUGAGGAAAGGCAGCAUCCUGUUGGCCGAUAACGUCAUUUGCCCUGGAACCCCUGACUACCUUGAAUACAUCCGUAACAGCCCUCGGUAUAAAAGCCAGUUCUUCAAAUCCCACCUGGAGUACACCAAAGUGGAAGAUGGCUUGGAGAAAUCUAUUUUCUUAGGGUAGAUUUGGAACUAAACCAACCUCAGAUUUUACACACCUUUUAUUUUGUGAUCAUCAACCAGACAUUUAAUAUAUCAAAUUCUUUUGUUUUUUUUCUAAUGUGAUGAAUACAUUAACUUGAAAAUUAAAGUAACAUGGAAUAAAAACAUUGCGUGUUGUUUGGGACCUGAAGCUGGAAGAUGCAGAGAACUUUGCAGAGAUGUUUAUAUCCCUUGAACAUUUUCACAUUCAUGUCACAUACGUCAUAUUAUAAAUAUGGAAAAUUUGUUGGAUUUUAUUGGCAGUUAAAGUGACAUAUAAAGUUACUUAACAUAAACUGGAGGCAAAUGAUACACAUUGUUCUUACAAGCCUUUUAUGCGUUUGUAAUCAAGUCUACUAUGACUAGAAGUAGUAAAUAUAGUCUAGCUUUAUAAGCUGCACUAUUUGUCAGAGAACAAACAACAUUAUGAAGACAAAGGAACAUGUAGCACUGACCAGAAAAACAGCAAAGAGGCUCCAUCAUAACUGCGGGAGCUGCAGACAUCCAUCACUCAGGUAAAACAAGCUGACAAAACAGAACAAAUCAUACAUAUCUGGCCUGUAUGGAAAAUGGAAA